Molecule: messenger RNA, 1520 nt
Organism: Aureobasidium pullulans EXF-150
Lineage: Eukaryota; Fungi; Ascomycota; Dothideomycetes; Dothideales; Saccotheciaceae
Exons: 3
Coding region: 97-1083 (328 amino acids)
Cellular component (GO): oligosaccharyltransferase complex
Source: RefSeq, a predicted model, not a curated record
AGCUUGGGGACACGAAGCAUACGUAGUCAAGUCACGUCUUGUAGACAACAGCUUGAGUCUGCCGUCUGUUGUUCCAGCCCAUCGUGUCAAUUCAGCAUGAAGUUCCUCCAGACUGUGACAGCCUUCCUGCUGCCUCUUACAGCUUUGGCCGCAAAGAAAACAUCGGGCGACAAGUUCGGUGAUUACCGAUCGCAACAGCUGUCGGCAGCUGCUCCCCUCAAGCUCGACGACAAUGAAUACGCCAAAUUGACCGCUUCCCCCCGCGACUAUGGUGUUGCCGUUCUCUUGACUGCCCUCGAGGCCAGAUUCGGGUGUGCCAUCUGUCACGAAUUCCAGCCCGAGUGGGACCUCCUGGGCAAGAGUUGGACCAAAGGAGACAAGAAGCAGGAGUCCAAGCUGGUCUUUGGGACCCUCGACUUUGUCAAUGGCCAGAGAACUUUCCAGUCUCUGAUGCUCACCACUGCUCCCGUCCUUCUCUACUUCCCUCCUACCGUCGGCCCUGAUGCCAAGCCUGAUACUCAGCCUCUCCGUUUCGACUUCACCACUGGUGUCAUCCGUGCCGAACCUGUCCACUCCUGGCUCUCUCGCCAUGUAUCUGGCCCUACUCCUCCCGUUGUCCGUCCCGUCAACUACGUCAAGAUCAUCACAACCACUGUUGCCAUCCUCGGUACCGUGACCGCCUUUACCGUUGCUGCUCCAUACGCUCUGCCCGUCCUUCAGAGCCGCAACCUCUGGGCCGCAAUCAGCUUGAUCGCCGUCCUGCUCUUCACCAGUGGCCACAUGUUCAACCACAUCCGCAAGGUCCCCUACGUUGCAGGCGACGGCAAGGGCGGUGUUUCCUACUUCGCCGGUGGUUUUCAGAACCAAUUCGGUCUCGAGACUCAAAUUGUUGCUGCGAUGUACGCCAUUCUUGCCUUUGCGACCAUCUCUCUUGCUCUCAAGGUCCCUCGUAUGACAGACCCUCGUGCUCAGGGUAUCGCUACUCUUGCCUGGGGCGCCGUCAUGCUCGCCAUGUACAGCUACCUUCUCAGCACUUUCCGUAUCAAGAACGGUGGCUACCCCUUUUGGCUGCCUCCUUUCUAGAUGGAUAGACCAUCCUGCUCUGCCAUUGGAUUUUCCAUCAUGGUCCAUGUGCAUGAGAGCUCGCAUCAACUUAGCAUGCACUUGAAAAGUCAUAUAUAUUCCGCAAAUAGACAACACUUCAUCAUUCGGACUUGACUGGUUUCGCUGUAUGUUGAGCACCGUGCCAAUAGUGACCCGUUGAUAUCGUGUAAGAUGUAGUCAACGUGUACACUGAUGUAUCGUAUCAGUAAAGAUUGUGGUGCUUGUCUCCGAAUGCGACAUGGAAGACGAGAGGCCUGCGAAGUUCUCGAACAUGGAGACAAGAAUGGUUAGUACAGCUGUGCUUCAUGGCUAUUCCAUCUGCUCACAGCAACACAAGCGAACAGUGGGAGAAUAUGAUAUGAAGCAAGCAUUAGAAUAAAUAAGGUAUAAAGGGUAUAGGUUAGAAGAGAAGAACG